UCUUAUUGCUUCUGCACAGUUCCUCUGAAAUUAACUAGCACACAACUUAGAUGGGUUCACCUGUUUCAGUUGUGAAUCAAAGGUUGGCUUGUAUACCAACAUUGUUUCAGACCAUAUGCCUCUUUACAUGAGACGAUAUAGCUUACAGAAAGUUGAUUAAUUAGUUAGUAAUCUGGUCGCAUCCAUCCUAGAAUGUGAUACCUCCGGGUAGCAUACAUACUGGAUUGCUUAUUGAGAUUUAGCUGCUCAAGCAAUAUCAGGACGACAAUCUGGUCUUGUAACAACGUAGAACAGCUAGGUACUUGUCUUCAUAUUUCACAUUUCCAUUAAUAUUAAGAUAUCACCCCUUUUUAGGUGAUCCCUUCCAUUGCCCUAGGCAUCCCCAGGGGCAUCUUCGGAUUUAUGCUCAAAACAGGCAACUGGUGUAUGUUACACUUACAUCAAGUUCAACUUGCUCAUAGUACCAUGCCUAUGGUAGAAAAGUGUCAAGAAAAUAUCAACAGCUAAACCAUAACAGCCUGUUUGUUUCGGGGGAAGUAGUAUUAGGGAAUGGGAAUUAGUAGGGCGUAGUGUUGAAAUUCCCUUGUUUGAUUGGAGGACAUGGGAAUUGAUGAUGAACGGGGAAAGGGAGUUGCCGGUCAAACUCCCACAUAUCUCUUCCCACGCGGGGCCUAGUAAUUGGAUGAGGGAAUGGGAAAUGAGAGAGAGAAAGCCGAUCGCCAUGUUUGUUGCUCCCACUCCGCAAGCUACGGAAACAAGAUUCCCACGACUAACUCCCACCUCCAAACCAAACGUGGGAUUGGGAUUAACAGUCUACUUUUCAUGCCUAAUCCUUCAGCUAACUCCCACUUAAAAAUUCCCAUGCCUUUUCCCUCAAACUGCCAAACACGUUGUAAGGGUGAAGAUGUAUUCAAAGAGAUGGGGGUAGUUUCUAGAUUGGCAUCUGAGGAUUGCCGAGCAAAUUUGUCAAAACUGUUUCAAUUCAGUUUUGUAUCUUUUACGAAGGCCUAUUUAGAAUAUUCAUUUGUUUUCAAAUUUGCAUCCCCUGGCAGGCAUGCUUUGGGUCCAUACUCAUACCAGUUGCAUGAGCUAUCAUAAAUUAGGUAAAAAUGCACUUCAAGGUGAGCCCAUGAACUGCUUUCAUGUAAUAUACUACUUUUGGGUUGUGUAGACCAUUCUUGGAUUCUUUUAAAGGGCCCUGAUUCGUGAAAUGUUCUCUAGUAUGAGCCUAAUAAUGCAUAGAUCGGUCUACCAUGCUCCACAACAUAAUGAGCUCAAUUUUGGGCAUGUCGAUUCUUCUUUCUGAGAACCGUUUUGCUAACACUAGAUGGUUACCGCUAUUUGACCAGUUCUCCAAAAUGCAUAACAUAUGAAAAGGGAAUAAAGCUAGAUAUGGUUAAAACAUAGAACAUGGAAGUAAAUACUUGCGAAGAAAGUGGACACAAGGCAACACAGUAGUUAAAAAUGGAAAUAAAAAUAGAGGAAGAAAAGGGCCCAACCGGGUUCGAACUGGUGACCUAUUGAUCUGCAGUCAAUUGCUCUACCACUGAGCUAUGGACCCAUUAAUAUUAUUUAAGUUGACCCUUAUAGAUAUAUAAUUAGAGAAGCAAUUAGACGGUCACUCUAUCCUUGUGUUUAAAUAUUAAUUGGUUCACUCUGUAUGAUGAAUGCAAAUUGAAUAUCAUUUUGUAUCCUUACAGAUUUAGAUGCGCAUUAGAAUGCUAGUUAGGAACUUACACAUACUCAUAUCAGUUGUAUGCGCCAUCAUAGAUUAGGUACACAUACUUCAAGCUGUGCUCAUGGUUCACGGACGUGCUCCCCUGCCUCGCCCGCCUCCUCCUCCGCCUCCCCACGCUGCUCGAGGACCACUACGCCGGUGUCCGGGCCGCGCUCGGGCUCCGCCUCCUCGGCUCCCAGGGCGCGGGCAUUGUGCUCUUCGGCCAGGAAGCUGACCCCCCGUGCUCUUCUGCCUGUUCCCCACCGCGACGUGGCGAAGCCCGCUUCCCGGCCAUCAAUUUUGACACCUUGUUCGUGGCACUGACCAACAAUGUGAGGUGCCGGUUUUUGUGUCGUCUGACAGUGAUGCUUGGAUGAAAGCUAGCGUGCCCCUCUCUGCCCAUUCCGGGGUACCAAAAAGGGUGUGCCAUUGCCCACAAAAAUGGCGAGAAUACGUGAAAACAAGGAUUGUUCCGAGACGCAAAACGGUGUACUAUAACCGACGAAAACGGUAAAAAACACAAAAAUGGGGAGUUUUCAGGACAUCCUAGUAACUCUGUACCCGGAUCCACUGGAUAUGCCUAACACUGUAGUAACCAUUUACUAGGAUCUGUCGGACCUUGAAUGUCUUGAGAUCUCAAAACGGUGUGCCUUCAUAGUUAUACCUCCUGAAAAGGAUGAAACAAUGGCAUUUGUACUGGUAGGAGGAUCUUAGGACCAAAGCUGAUCAGACUAGAGAAGAAAAGCUUAAAUUCUUGUCAUUUGGACAAGACACGUUACAAAGUAGAAGCAAAUGGGCAUCUUGGUAUCCAACGCAGUAUUUUUCAACUUUCUCCAUAUUUGCAGCGGAUGUCGCUUGUAUUAUUCCACGUAUUAGCAAGUUCACAUUUAUUCACAAAAAAAGCAAGUUAACAUCACAGUUAUGAAAUAGACUGUUUUGACCUGACUCUCACUCUUGAAGCCGGGUCAAUUCCUUUGAGUGUUAAGUACAAAAAUAUCAAUACAAAGCACAUCAGCUUAGCUGUACAUGGAUAAGGGAGACCCCACCCUGAUUGAGAGUUAUAAGCCUGGUACAUUGUCUUUAUUCAUCUGUCCAAGAUGUGUCAUUCUCCUUGAGGACUUUUCAUCAAGCUUGGCGGCCGCAAAAGUCGAACUUGGUCUACUUGCAUUGAAAAGCUCUUGUCUGUUGACAUGGGUGACACUGAAGCACUCUGUAUGCACUCACCUAGAAAUUUAUGGUAUACAAGUAGUACUUGUGCUGCCAUAGCUGAAACCAUCUCUGCAACCAUGGCUCCUACUCUUUCACUUCUGCUUGCCACCACUUCCAUAGCUCUGCUCUUAUUUUCAAGAGCUGUGGCACAUGACGCUCUGUCGUUGGGAUCCUCUCUAGCCGUCGAAGCCUUCCAAACCGACGUGCUGCAAUCACCGGAUGGCACCUUCUCCUGCGGCUUCUACAGCAUCUACACCAACGCCUUCACAUUUUCGAUAUGGUACUCCAAGGCGGCAGACAAAACCGUCGUGUGGAGUGCAAAUCACGACCGCCCUGUCCAUGUCAAAAGGUCAGUCCUGACCUUGCAGAGAGAUGGCAAUAUGUUCCUGAUAGAUUAUGAUGGCACAAUUGUGUGGCAAGCUGGUGGCAACUUCACAAAUAUUCAGCAUGCUCAGCUGUUGAAUACUGGGAAUUUUAUCUUGAAGGCUACCAAUGGUAAGACAAUAUGGCAGAGUUUUGAUUCACCCACGGACACUAUACUGCCGACGCAACACUUCACUGCUUCUACAAAGUUAGUGCCUACAACCCGGUCACAUGAUUCUGGUAACUACAUAUUCCGUUUCAGCGAUCUUUCGGUACUGUCACUUAUAUAUGACAUUCCUGAAGUUUCGGAUAUAUACUGGCCAGACCCUGACCAGACUCUCUAUGAGGAUAAUAGAAACCAGUAUAACAAUACUAGACUGGGGAUUUUGGACAGUAAUGGGAGUUUUGGGUCGAGUGAUUUUGCUGAUGGCCAGCCACUGGUGGCCUGUGAUGCAGGACCAGGGAUUAAGAGAAGGCUAACUCUAGAUCCUGAUGGUAAUCUCCGGUUAUAUAGCUUGAAUGACUUAGAUGGGUCAUGGUCAGUUUCAAUGGCAGCAAUGUCUCAACCUUGCAACGUCCACGGCUUAUGCGGUCCUAAUGGAAUCUGUCACUACUCACCUAAACCUACAUGUUCGUGUGCACCAGGCUAUGUGAUGAGCAACCCGGGUAAUUGGACUGAAGGCUGCAGCGCUAUUGUCAACAUAACAUGUGAUCAUCAGGAACCUAUGAAGUUUGUGAAACUCAAGCAUACAGAUUUUUGGGGCUCUGAUCAGAAACAUUUGCUCUCGGUUUCCUUUUAUUAUUGUAGGAAUAUCUGCAUGAAUGACUGCACCUGCAAAGGCUUUCAGUACCAGGAAGAUACAUCCUCAUGCUAUCCAAAAGCUAGUCUUUUCAGUGGACGGACCUACCCAACAAAUGAUGCGCGGACAAUAUAUCUCAAGCUUCCUGCCAGGGUAAAUGUUUCGAACACAAUUUUCCCUCGCUCCGAUGUGUUUGAUCCUGCACCACCUCAUCUUGACUGCAAUCAAAUGAGCAUACCACCAAUUCUAGAAGCGCAUAACACCGAUGUGGAAGAACCAAAGUGGCUCUACUUCUACGGUUUCAUAGUUGCAUUUUUUGUCGUUGAGGUUUCCUUCAUAGCAUUCACAUGGUUCUUUGUUUUGAGAAGAGAGCUUAGGCCAUCAGAAGUAUGGGCGACCGAGGAAGGAUACAAGGUGAUGACCAGUCAUUUCAGAAGAUACAGUUACAGAGAACUUGUGAAGGCAACAAUGAAUUUCAAAGUUGAGCUGGGAAGGGGAAGCUCGGGCGUGGUGUACAAAGGUGUCUUAGAAGAUGAAAGACCAGUUGCUCUGAAGAAGCUGAAGCAUGUAAGUCGGGGCAAAGAAGAGUUCCAAGCUGAGCUGAGUGUGAUUGCUAGGAUUAACCACAUGAAUCUAGUGAGAAUAUGGGGGUUUUGUUCGGAAGGAUCUCACCGGCUGUUGGUUUGUGAAUAUGUCCAGAAUGGCUCACUGGCUAGCAUUUUGUUCAGUGACAACAUCUUGUUGGACUGGAAGCAACGGUUCAAUAUUGCAUUAGGUGUUGCGAAAGGGUUAGCCUACCUUCAUCAUGAGUGCCUAGAAUGGGUCAUUCACUGUGAUGUGAAACCCGAGAAUAUACUCUUGGACCAAAACUUUGAGCCUAAGAUCACCGACUUUGGGUUGGCAAAGUUACUAAACCGAGGUGUGUCCAACCAGAACACAUCUCAUGUCCGAGGAACCACAGGCUACAUUGCUCCUGAGUGGAUCUCCGGCCGCCCUAUCACGUCGAAAGUCGACGUGUAUAGCUACGGGGUCAUGCUUCUUGAGCUUUUAUCUGGAAGCAGAGUAUCGGAGUUGACCGUCGGUUCAGAUGCAGAGGUGCACAUGGUGCUCAGGAAGCUUGUGACAAUGCUUGCAGAUAAACUGGAAGGAAGUGAUGAAUCUUGGAUCGAUGAAUUUGUGGACUGCAAAUUGGGUGGGCAAUUCAGCUAUGUGCAGGCUAGAACAUUAAUAAAAUUGGUCGUUUCUUGUUUGGAGGAAGAUACAAGAAAGAGGUCGACCAUGGAAUCUGUUGUUCAGACUCUCCUAUCAUUACAUGAAGAUGAUAAGUCGUAGUAGUAAUUUUUUUUUGCGCAAAAGUAGUACUAGUAAUUUGAUUUUGUUAGUAUGUUUUAAAUAAAGUGAUGAUAUUUUAUUGUAAGGUCAAGGAUGUAUGUGUGCAACAAUGUGGAACAACUAUGAUAUUUUUUCUAAUCGUAGUCAUUGAUUAAAAAGAUGUAAUAGAUCGAUGCUAAUACAUAAGUGUGGGACAGAUUUAGUAAGCAAUAAAGUGAAAGACGGGGUAGUUGCA
This is a messenger RNA of Triticum dicoccoides, 5656 nucleotides long. Its product is annotated as putative receptor protein kinase ZmPK1. Gene Ontology annotation, molecular function: ATP binding; protein serine/threonine kinase activity. Bases 2908 to 5421 code for a protein of 837 amino acids. The transcript has 3 exons. The record is from RefSeq and is a predicted model, not a curated record. Gene Ontology annotation, biological process: recognition of pollen; protein phosphorylation. NCBI's taxonomy places the organism in Eukaryota, Viridiplantae, Streptophyta, Magnoliopsida, Poales, Poaceae.